Messenger RNA from Camponotus floridanus (Florida carpenter ant), 2020 nucleotides. Its product is annotated as monoacylglycerol lipase ABHD12. The transcript is spliced from 11 exons. The coding region runs from base 720 to 1799 and encodes 359 amino acids. The record is from RefSeq and is a predicted model, not a curated record. Gene Ontology annotation, molecular function: phosphatidylcholine lysophospholipase A1 activity; monoacylglycerol lipase activity. Lineage: Eukaryota; Metazoa; Arthropoda; Insecta; Hymenoptera; Formicidae. Gene Ontology annotation, biological process: phosphatidylserine catabolic process; monoacylglycerol catabolic process. Gene Ontology annotation, cellular component: endoplasmic reticulum membrane.
UAACAUAAAUCUAUUUUAUUAUCAUACACAUCGCCUUCAAUGAGAUGCGUAUAUAUUUGCAUAAGAGUUUGGAGGCAGAUACACGUUUAUGCAAAUUUUUGAAAGAGGGAAAAAGAAGCGCGAGAUAAAGAUGUAGAAAGAGCCAACGAGAAUUACUCGUUUCUACGACCGAACAUAAUUCGUUUUCGCUGUGCUUUUUCUUCAUAUCUAACCUGUUGCAUUUCAAAACGCGAGUUGUGUAACAUUUCGUAAGAGAUCUUUCGACAUGAAAAGGAAGAAAAGGUGUAGAAAGUGUAGAAAGUGCGGCUGCUGUGUGUGUGUGUGUGUGUGUGUGUAUGCAACGCAUUCCCCUCGUCCUCCCACUUUUCUCAUCUACCAGUUAGUUAUGUACGUUUUUAUUUCGAGGUCACCUCUGCAAUCAUAAAGAACUGUGGCUAGAAUCUCAGUUGAUUCGCAUUCCUCGAUCGUUUUAGUUUAAUAUUAAGCAGUAUUAAAAGUGAAACAGUAUAUCGUUAAAAGUGUAUUAAUAUCGUUUAGAAUACAGGUAUCCAUCGUGUGUCUCGAGAUUAAUUAGUAUUAUUUUAAUUUCCGAUCGUAAUAACAAUGAUAGUAUAUUGGCUACCGAAGAAACGUCUCGUGAAAAGUCUCUGGAAUUAAAUUUAAUCAAAGAGGACUAGAAAACGAGAAAACAAUAUAAACACCGGUAACUACUAACAAUCAUGAUGUCAAGUUAUCUACUAUUAGCAGUGAUAGUACCAUUCGUCAUCUUUGAGAUUUGGCAUACAGGAAUAUGCUUAAUUUGGACAAUGAAGGCAUCUGUACUGAUAUAUCUCGUUGUGUUUGGACUUCUGCCUGUAAUUUUUCAUUAUUCCUACAGCAUUCAGAAAAAGAUACUUUUCUUAAAUUUUGUGCAAUGGCCACUUAAAGUGGAGUUUUCUGAUCCAAAAUCGGUUGGAUUGGAAGGUGCUAGAAAUUUUUAUUUACAUACUGAUCAACAAGUUAAAAUAGGUUUAUGGCAGAUAUUACCACGGUCUUUAUUAAAUAAUUCCAUUCCUGCAACAGAUGAAGCUUACGAAGCAGUUUUAAAUAAUUCCACACAACCUGUAUUCCUAUAUAUGCAUGGAAACAGUGGUAAUAGAGCAAGUUCGCAUAGACUUGAGCUUUAUAAGCUUUUUCAAGAUUUGGAUUAUCAUGUCAUAGCUUUUGAUUAUAGAAGUUAUGGCGAUAGUGAUAUAGUGGAACUUUCUGAAGAAGGUGUAGUUACGGAUAGCAAAUAUGUUUUUGAAUGGGUUAUGAAAAAAGUUAAUGGUUCAGUUCCAGUUUUUGUUUGGGGUCACUCUUUAGGAACUGGAGUCUCUGCGCAUGUAUUAGCUCUACUAGCAGCUGAAAAUAUACAACCAGCUGCAUUAUUUCUGGAAGCACCAUUUACCAACAUAGCGGAUGAAUUAAUAGAACAUCCAUUUGCACAGUUAUUCAAGCAUUUACCAUGGUUCCAUUGGGUGGUUGUUGAACCAUUUUACAAGAACAAUCUAAGAUUUGAAUCUGAUAAACAUAUUACUAAAAUUGAGUGUCCCAUUAUGAUAUUACAUGCCGAAGAUGAUGGUGUAAUUCCAAUCUCCUUGGCAGAGAAGCUUUAUAAAACAGCAAUAGAUAGUCAUGGAAAUAAUACAGAUCGUAUUCAAAUGAUAAAAAUAGAUUCAUCCUACGGACUUGGACAUAAGUAUAUCUGUAGAUACAAAAAAUUACCCAGUAUAAUUAAGACAUUUGUUGCUAAAGCAAACCAAAAUCAGACUGAAUAAUUCAUCUAAACUAGAAAAAGCUGAAAUUGAAAAUUGUCUCAAUUGUGUCAUAAUUUUUUAGAAAUUAUUUGAUUUAUACGAACAGAUAUAUGUUUUUACAAAUUUAUUUUAAAAUAAAUUAAAUUCUGAGGAAAACAUAAAUCUAGAGGAACUAGAGUAAACAUACUCAAACUAUCAUUUUUAAAUAUUUUGUUUGUUUAGGAAUCUGUCACUUUUUUUGC